AAGGAGGACUAUGUGAGAGGGGGGUGAGUUCUUUUCAUCUCAAGAGCCCGACCACUCAGUCCAAAUGAAUUGCCGCUCCGACUAGGAGUUCCACCUUCUCUUCUGAUUGAUUUCAAGCUGAUUCUUUGACUUGGUUCGUUAAAUGCCUGCGUCUACACAAUCGCAAACAAGAGAGAGAAAGAGAAGAGAGAAGCUUAUGAGAGUUGCUCUUGAACGAGUGAGGAAAGGGAAGAGGAGUGUUCGCCCCAUAAGUUUGAGGAAGUACGGACCCCUCUUGAGAGGCUUGCUAACAACCUCAUCCUCCACUAUGGCAUCUGCAGCAGAAUGGAAGCUGCAAAUGGACGCUACCCCCGAGGCAGAAAAAGCGCAGUACCGAUUCUUCUACGAGAAAGCAUUGAAGAGGGAAGAGGAGGAGAAGGAGAAGGAGAGGGAGGAAAAGGUAAAGGCUCAUGAAGCCAUUUUUUGCACCUUGCCUGCCCUAACCGAUGAGGAGGUGGAAGAGAAAACCGUUCCACUCCUCCGGGCUUUGGUAGACGCCCGGGCUGUUGAGGACCAUGCUGGCCAACUCGCCAAAGUGUUCGACGAACUCAAGAAGUUGCAAGAAGACAUGACCCUGAUGGCGCAGCAGCACCGUGACCAGCUGCAACAAUUCGCUAACGUACAGCCAACCCAAAGCAUCCUUCCACCUGCCUACCCUGCUUCUAAUGCUUUGGCGGCACAGAUUCCGUCUAAGUAUGACGGAAAGGACGACAUCGAAUCUUGGAUCAGCUCCAUGCGAUCCUACUUCGAUGUGUUGGGGACACUCCCAGUUACUCAAUCGUCGGUCCUAGGGACCAGUGUGGAACCUGUCGUAAGAGGAUUCUUGGAAAUCCAAGUUGUACAAGCAGGCUAUAAGAGAAUAGACCUGAACAAAUGGUUGGAGGCUACGCCUGUAGCUACACUCGAGGAACUCUUGAUCAAACAGUAUGCUGAUCCACAUGCUGCAGCCAAAGCUAGACUCAAGCUUGACAAGCUCAAGCACAACAAGUGGACCGACACCAUGCAUAGUCUGCAACAGUAUGUUAGUAAAUUUUUUGCUACUCGUGAUUUGGAAAUAACUGCGCAGUCUUGCUUGGAUGUGAUAAAAGGCACGAUCCCCUCUACUAUAACACAUCGCUUGGGGCUCAGACUCAGCGCAUAUACAAAUCGGCUUACCCUCAUGCGGGACUUAGUCAAGCUGGAGGUACAAGACCUCCCGAGUGGAUCGGGUGGCAAAAAGUCCACCGGUCGCAAACGGUUUCCAGGCAGCAACCGUUUUUCAGCGCACGAUCUACUUGAGGAUGACGAGGAGACCUUCGCAGAGGAUCCUUCUCUUGAUGACGAUCAAGAGCAAGGUUGCAAGGCAUCUUGCUCUUCGUCAGCCCAUGAGUCUGAGUGUGUGAAUGAUGAUGAAUCUAUGAAUGGCUUCAAGAAGACUGCCUUUAAAAGUGGAUUCAGGGUCUUCAGCAAGAUCGAUCUCAAGUCUGGCUACCACCAGAUUGAAGUCGAUCCUGCAGACCAGCAUAAAACUGCAUUCAAAACUCGCGAUGGGAUGUACGAGUUUACAUUCAUGCCCUUCGGUCUCACGAAUGCGCCAGCCACCUUUCAAAGUCUCAUGAAUAAGGUAUUUCGCAAUCAGAUCAACCGGUUUGUUGUUGUAUAUCUGGAUGACAUACUAAUCGUCAGCAAAUCGAUGGAGGAGCACAUGAGACACCUUGAAGAAGUGAUGCAGAUCCUCAAGGACGUGCUCUCCUUUGGUACUCGACGGGAACUUGCUGCUCAUCUUUGGUGCUCGGUGCUCGUCGUGGAUCCGUGCUUUUUGUCACGUGCUGAUCGCGGAUCCGCAAAGACUAAGGGCGAGUUGUUGUUUGCAGAUGUUGAGAUCGCACGAACGCGAGUUGGCGCAAUGAUGGACCCAGGAUCAACGUGGUCCUACAUCUCCGAGAAGGCAAUCCGUAAGUUGCAUCUCGGCAUGAAGAGCUGGACACGAGCGCAUGAUAAACAAGUGCUUAAUGGCGCGGAAAGCAAGCGGCAGGUCAGGUGUGGAGGCGAGUCUUUGGAACUCGGUAAUCUAGUCCUGACUGAGCAGCGUGUUCUGAUGGAGCUUGUUGAGCUUGUCCAUCGCUUGCAGGUCGGGCGGCUCCACUUGGAAUCGCUUGUGCCAGGCAUCAGUGAACUCCUGCCAAGUGAGCUUGGUGUGCAGUUCCGACACUGCUACGCCGUGGCUGGUCAAGAUGUUGUCCAACCAUGCUUGACAUGCACCACCAGAUCGGUGGUACAAGCACGGAUGUCGAUCGUUGUUCGGGACAUGGUGCAUGUCGAGCCUGAGAGUAAACUGGCGCCACCACGAGAUCGGUUCCGUCUUGGACUGAUCACAGAAAACUGGAAUGUCAUCCGGUUUGGGUGGGCGCUGGGAGGAUGCGGCGGCGGGCGUCACGGUGGCAGCAGCCUGUACCUACGUCUCCAUCUGCAAGUUCGUUGCUUGCUGCGACGUCCGGAAGUCCUGAUGCACACGUUUGAUGUUGCUGACGUCAUCCUCCAAAACUUGCACACGGGUGGUAAGGGUGGAAGGCCCUGCGGCUGCUACAGCAGCUGGGUGCUUCUCCAACGCCUGCAGCCGUGCGAGCAUCUGGUCCAUUGUUUGCUGCAGGUGAAGGAUUUCCUCCUGCUGCAGAGCGCAGGUGGCCACGAGGUCGUGGGAGACCUGCGCAAGGGCUGACAACCCUUUGUCAGUCUCCGGGGCCCCGUCUGCAGAUGUCACUUCCACCCAAUGUGCGGCCUCAUCGCCGAUCACGGUCUCCCACGUGAACAGUCGUUCCCGCUUGCGUGACCGGUGUUCGGCUGCCGCCUGCAGGUCUGCCUCUUCUUGACGAAGUCGGUCCUGUUCCUCCUUCUGUCGCUUGGCCUCCUCCUCUUGUUUGAGCCGAUUACGUUCCUUGGCCGCGGCGGCGGCCCUAUCGUUGGCCUCCUGAAUGAAUGCCGCCAGGCGUU
This is a messenger RNA of Chara braunii, 3009 nucleotides long. Lineage: Eukaryota; Viridiplantae; Streptophyta; Charophyceae; Charales; Characeae. The record is from the annotation of a GenBank genome assembly.